CAGGAGUAUAUAAACAAGGAAUCUUAGCUGUAUUCUUUUUCAACUAUUUACUCUCGUUUAUAGAAUCAGCUAGUAUGACCAACAACUUCUUUAACAACCAAUACGAUACCAACCUCAAUAGCCUCACACAGAAUGAGGCUGUGGAAGCGCUCUACUUGGAAUGGAAACGCGACCAGCAAAUCGCAAAGGCGAAGGUAUUGGCAGCAAACAUUGACAUCUUCUUUGGUGGUAUGCCAGUCUCUGAGACAUCCUCAAUCGUCUCUGCACAAAGCAGAGAAAGAAACAGUGUUAGUCUUACGCGUUUUAUAAAGCGCACAUGCGCUAAAAUAUUCCAGAAAUCCAAACCUAUGCGUUCAUUUGAGAACAGCACAGAUGAAGGCAGUAUUGGCGAUUCCCAUCAAUUGACAUCUACCGCUAUUGGGCACUCUAAUGCGAUCGAUAGAGAUCGCCGUAACAUGAAAGGGAGAGGGUUCAACAUAAGCGACUUCGACCUCAUGCUUUUGGAGACAAACUACAAUAUAUACAACCAAGAGUGAGGUCUGCAAUUCGGUUGUUGGAUAAAUUGUAUGAUCUACAUUUCGCUCACGAAGCA
Messenger RNA from Wallemia mellicola CBS 633.66, 592 nucleotides. RefSeq lists its product as hypothetical. The transcript is spliced from 2 exons. Bases 75 to 536 code for a protein of 153 amino acids. The record is from RefSeq and is a predicted model, not a curated record. NCBI's taxonomy places the organism in Eukaryota, Fungi, Basidiomycota, Wallemiomycetes, Wallemiales, Wallemiaceae.